Molecule: messenger RNA, 1413 nt
Organism: Trichoderma virens Gv29-8
Lineage: Eukaryota; Fungi; Ascomycota; Sordariomycetes; Hypocreales; Hypocreaceae
Exons: 3
Coding region: 1-1413 (470 amino acids)
Source: RefSeq, a predicted model, not a curated record
AUGAAAAGAGAGGGCAACACGUAUGCUUCAGGUAGUGGCGGUAAGGAUAAGAGUCUCACACCAUUUCAAAAGUAUCUUUCCAAACUCGCAUUGAUUUGCGAUACUCAGAAAGGGGAAUGCGGUCGCACUAUGACCGCACUAGUCUGUCUCAAGGGAACCGAAGGCCCUGAGUAUAUCUUUACUUCCAACUAUAGGAAGGAGACGGAGCUUAAAGAAACCAAGUCGUUCCUCUCCAAUUUACUAAUCUUUAUUGGGACCAAUCCCGACAAACUUGGGGCGAAACCACUGCAAAAGCAAGUUCUAUGGAGGAGUCUUGAAUUUAACUUUGACAAGCUAGAGUUUUACUUGAAAGCUCUAACCAAUGCACUGGAAAAUUGUAUUGCCUCAGAAAAUGGCAGAAAAUUGACUGAUUUCCAAACAAUAAAACAACUACAUUCAUUGCAAGAAAAAGCAAGUUUCCCCCGCGACAUAGAAUCAUCAGAGAACGCUCGCACUAAAUGCUUGAGUGACUGUGAAACUUUGAUUAAGGCGAUUCAAGCCAACAAAACCGGUGUGUUUGAAAAAGUUCUUCAGAGCCGCACCGUUGAAAAGGAUGCAAAUUCCGCAGACAACUGGUGCAAGCUCCGCCACUACCUGGGGCGCCUCCACUCCUAUCGUCAGGCCUCGGAGAUUAUAGUCGCUGCAGCUACUACGUGGCCUGACCUAUUCGAGAGUCCUCGAAUUGAUUUUAUCCGUUCUGCUCAAAAAAAACAUAUCCCAACACCUAAAACAUCAAACUUGAGCCAGAUUAUUCCCAUCGCGCUUCCCGAACAUGAAUUUCGCGACUUUGAAUCCGAUAUUGCUGAGUUGCGGAUUUACGAUUUGGACGAAAUAAUCAACAAGCAGCUCCAAAACAGGAGAAUAAAGACAAUGAUCCACGGUGAGGUUCAUCUUCACAAUCAUUUGGUUCAACAGGGCAAAACAAACCCCACAGAUUUCUGGAAUGAUUCCAUGUUUAUAGCUACGUCCAAGCCCACCUGUCGCCUUUGCCAAUACUAUUUCAACUGUUCUACCAACAAUUUCCAGGUUCAAACAUCUCACAUGAACCUCUAUCCAAAAUGGCGUCUCCCUGACAUUCCUGAUUAUCAAAGUUCGGAAGAUAGAGAUCUUUAUGAAGACUUAUUGCAAGAUAUUAUUGAGCAAAUGCAACACGACACGCUGCAAAUGCUAGAACAAAAGAUUUCAAGAGGAAAGACCAAUGACUCGCGGACAGAUUCACACUCUAGGUUGUCGACAACAGCGUCAUAUUUAGGGUCGGGAUUAAGUAACCUAGGGGCGGAGAGGCAAGGAACGAGCCCCAGGUUACCUAGCCCGUCCUCUGAUGUUGGUGAAUCAUGGAUUGAUAUAGAAAAUGGGGGAUAUCAUGCUCGAUGA